Labrus bergylta (ballan wrasse) is the source of this 3232-nucleotide messenger RNA. The record is from RefSeq and is a predicted model, not a curated record. Lineage: Eukaryota; Metazoa; Chordata; Actinopteri; Labriformes; Labridae.
CUACCUUCCUGGGAAGAGUGUGGGGGUAAUGUUGUGCUGGAUGUCCUGAAAGGCAAUGUUGUCGGUUGUUGUUUAGGGAAAUAUUUUGUUCAAGUAAAAAAAGAAAGAAAAGUGAAUGUCCUUCCAAAAUGAGCCGGAUCACACCCAUCCACAGCUGGUCUGGCUCCUAUUACAUCAACAGUGAAAAGCGAUGGGAAAGUGGCACCCUGUCCCUCACUAGGACCAUGCUGUACUUUUACGCACCCCAUAGUAAGGAGAGUCUGGCCAAUUUCCGCCUUUAAAUCAUGGAAAUCAAGAUGGAGUCGUCUAGUUUCAUCUUCAGCACCCUCACCGUGCUCGAAGAGGGCAAUGUGAAACACUGGUUUGGCUCCCUUAAGCCCAACAGGGUAGUGGUUUAUAAUGUGUUGGAACAUUUCUGGAGAGAGCACCUUUUGUCCCCCAGCUCAGAACCCCGGGGGGCGGAGUGUAAACCCUCUAAAGGCAAAGAGCUGAUCAGCCUGGUGGCAGGGGCUCAAAGAAGACUGGAGGACACUGGCAGAGUCCUCAGCCACCAAGGAGACCAGUUUGACAAUAUGAUGCAGGGACUAGAGAAGAUUGACUCAGAUCUGGGAGUGGCUGAUAAACUUUUGUCAGAGCUUGAGUCUCCCUCCUGGUGGCCUUUUGGUAAACUCCCCUGGAAGGCUCAGCAGGAAGCAAAGGCUGAGGAUGCUGCAAGAGCUGCUGCUGCAGUUGCUGCUGCAGCUGGCAGAGAAUCCGGUAGAAAUAAGGUGAUCACAAGCAUCCCAGCUGUAGUGACAAAAGGCGGCGACUCAGACUUAAAACCCGGAUGCCUGUUGGUGCUGGUGUCCUCACUGGAGGUACGAGACACAAACUGCCAACUUCUUCACCGCUUCGAACGAAAUGAAGUCGACGAAAUCAGGGUGCACAGUCCGUAUGAGAUCACUGUCAGACAGCGGUUUAUUGGGAAGCCAGAUAUAUGCUACAGGUUCCUGUCAGCCAAGAUGCCAGAGGCACUGUCAGUUUUAGAGAUGCAGUACAAAAAGAAGCUGGAGCUUACUAGUCAGUUCACUGCAUUUAAGGCAACUCCAGUCUCAUCUCCGUCUGACGCAGAGGGAAAGAACUGGAACGAAGGUUUGCUGCCAAGGUGCCAAGAGACCGAGCUCCCACUGGAGGUCCCAGCAGGAGAUCUCUCCCAGUUGCAGGUGCAAGUCCUCCAGCCAUCUGUCAGUCGGACUGAGGCCCAGGAGCUCAAACAGAUGCUGAUGCAGCUGAAGAAUCUUGCCCUGGAGGCAGAGACAGAACUGGAACGGCACGAUGAGGUUCUGGACGUGCUGACGAGCUCCACAGACCGGGCCACCAUGCAUAUUGAGAAGCACACCUGCCGCAUGAAGAGGCUGCUGUAGUUCUGGCAGACAAGCAGACACACUAUGGCACAUUCUGAGUAUAUGAGGUCAACCAGUGGGAAAAGAUAAAUAUGCUCUAAAUGAUUCAACGGAAUGUUUUCAGUUGCACUUGAUGUUUUAAUCAUAUACUGUGUAAAACAUGGAAAUGGUCUCAAUGACAUUCUGCAUUUGAAGCCCAAAAUCCCUGUCCUCAUGUUGGAAAUGCUUGCUUACUUAUUCCCCCUUACUUUGGAUCAAUAGCAGUAGGGAAAGAGUUGAAGCUGAGGCGGGCCUUAAGUCUGCAUACAGCUACAUGCGCCCAUCUGUCAGUCAACCCAGCCUGUCCUGAAUUAUGUAAAUUCAUAAAAAACCUUUAGCUCAAAUAUUAACAAAGUGGAUGAGUUACAAAACUUGACCCCCCACCCCCUGUUCAAUUCUUACUAAUCAGUGAAUUAGCUAUUCAGACCCAAACUGUUCUUUUACCAGGCUGUAAACAUGUUAAAUUAUGUUGAAAAAAGAAUUUUAACAUGGGACCUAAAGUGGAUUCCUUGGUUUUUGCAGCCAUCCUCAAGUGGACACUCGAGGAACUGCGUUUUUUUGUACACUGGCAUUGGCUUCAUUUUUCAACAUGGGAGGUUAUUAUGACAUACUCACAUGAGUUAGAGUUGCAGGGAUUUCUGGGAAGUGCAUCAAUGUUUGCUGAAAAUGCUCACCACAAACACUGACAUUUGGAUAUCAUUGAAAAUGACUAUAGAAACAGUGUUCUGACAUCUUGUAUCUCAUCUAUGGGAUCAUGCAUGAUGCAUGAUCUUUUAGAAAAACAUAAGUGAACCCCAUUUUUUCAAAUUCAAAAUAGUCAGUUUUAUAAUUUCCCUCUUUUGAUUGAUUGAUUGUGGCGCUUGGUACACAGCCAUCAUUUAAAGACCCAUCCUACAAAGGACCCAGCGUUGGCAGCCUGAAUAUAACCUCAACAGCUACACUGGAACUAGCUAAUAUAACUACCACAGUGUAACAUAACCUUCUGUUUUAAAGAUAAUUUGACGUUUUGAAGGCCUCAUCUGUUUUUUAAUACAAGUAUAUUUAAAAAUAUGACAAAACAAAUUAUUUAUUCUGUCAGCACAAAUGUAAAGUCAACUGCAUGUUGUUCCCAUAGAUGUUGUUUAUAAGAUAAAUGGGAAAUAAUUCAAUAAUUUGCAAAGUGAAAGACUGACGGACUAAAAGUUUAAACGUGUUAGAGAGUCGUCUCAGCGUUUUUGAUGAUUCUGAUAAGAAUGCUUUCCCUUUUAUAACCUUUUUUUUUGUCCCAGUGAAUUUUUCUUUCUCAGGUCCGAUGUGUCACUAAUACUGUCUGCACACAGUUUCUCUGUAGCCCAUGUUGCAUGUCCCAUAUUACUGCUUUGUAUCGCAUCAAGUGAAAAUGUUUCAUCGAUGUCAACAUAUAGCAAAAUACUGUAAAUGUGCAAGGAUGUGCAAUUUCUGGCACUCAGAAAUAUAAAGUAAGACACUCUUCUUGUACUCAAUAAGAGUAAGCUUAAGAUGAUCAUGAAAACAUGUCCCUGAUGAGGCUGUUUAUGUCUUCCUUAUGAUGGAUACUAUUUGAAAUCUGUAUUAUCUGUCUAUGACCGACACGUUUUAUUUUAGUUCAGUGAUUUUAAUGGUCUGUUCUCAAUGUAAACUUGCAAUUAGCUACAUACUGUAUGUGAACUUGAAAUAUCUUUACCAUAUUUUUAAAUAAUCAAUAAUUACUAUAAAGAUGCAUCCAUAAAUGAUCUCUCAAUAUAAAAGAAACAAAUCUGUCAAAGCAUUUCAUUUGAAAUAAAGUCUGGAAUCAAAAUCAUGAUCAUAAAUAA